Molecule: messenger RNA, 4965 nt
Organism: Cyphellophora europaea CBS 101466
Lineage: Eukaryota; Fungi; Ascomycota; Eurotiomycetes; Chaetothyriales; Cyphellophoraceae
Exons: 1
Coding region: 1-4965 (1654 amino acids)
Source: RefSeq, a predicted model, not a curated record
AUGGAACAAAAACAAGAGCAUCACCUUGUGAAGAUCGUCGAAAAUCCCAGGAAAGACAGUGUGCUAGUUGCCUCAAGCUACAGCGUCAGCAUCACUGUGGAUGGUAUUGAAGUUGCCAGUGGUCUAGAACUCGUGGACCCUUUCGAUGAUGAAGAAGAGAAUGAAUGCCGUUGGUAUCUCGAGCGUUAUGCUACCCAAUCACCAUAUUCGGCCUCGAGGAGCUCGGCCGUGCAAGAUGCCCUGAAACAUUAUGCAAAGAACCUAUCAGAACAACUACAUCUGACACGGCAUCUGCAGGAUAUCUGUGGAAGCCAGCAGCAAACUUCAGUGGUUCUCGAGAUACUUGAAGCCAGUGACCGUGGUCCUACCUCUGUGUCUUCGAUACAUCAGCUACAUUGGGAAGUUUUGGAGUCUCCGUCUGUCUGGCCUGCUUCGACACGACCUAUCGUUACUGUUGUGAGACAGCUAUAUGGAGAGUCCCCUGCUUCUGGGCAGCUCAAGUCACCCCUAGAGUCGUAUAACGUCGGACAGACUUUCAAUAUUCUACUUGUGGUUGCUCGGGACACGCGCCAACAAAUGGAGGUUGAGCACGACCUGGCCAUCCGACCACUACUCGAUAUCAAGGAUGAGUUGGACAGUCUCGCAAAUCACGUCAGAAUCAAUGUGGAGGUAGUGCGUCCGGGUACAUUUGGUGCUCUUCAGGAUCACCUGGCAGCCUCCAAACGCCUUCGCGGCCGUAAGUAUUACCACCUCGUACACUUUGAUCUACACGGAAAAGUCAGAAUCUCGAGCAAAUCCAAGACCAAGACGGCAUUCUUAUAUUUUGCGUCGGGGCUGAAUGGAGAAAUGCUAGUCCCAGUUCGAGCUCGUACAGUCGCGCGUCUACUAGCGGAAAACGACAUUCCUAUGGCGGUGCUGAAUUCGUGCGAAUCGGCCACGGCCAACAAAGGGGACGAAGCCAACCUUGCCCGGACUUUUGUGCACUGUGGGAUUCGCAAUGUGGUCGCUAUGUCGUACACGAUCCUCGCGGGUGCUGCUGCACUAUUUCUGAGGAUGUUCUAUUUGUCGCUGCUCAAGGAUCGGGUUAGUGCGAUUGUCGCGGUGAGAAGGGCACGAUCCGAAAUCCGUACAAAUUCUGUACGACCGUGCCGCUUUGGUCUCAUGCGGCCAGUCCAAGAUUGGUUUGUGCCGGUGGUCUACUGCCAGGCCAACAGUACAUACGUCGCCUGGAGUGGACCCAGCUCUGCGAAUUUGCGCAUGGAAGCCUCGCCCAAUACAGUCCUGGAGGAGAGAUUCAUCGGCAGGCAGCAUGAGCAGCUGAGGCUGGAGACACUACUGACAAGAUCGAACUUUGUCUAUCUCUGGGGGCCUGCCGGUGUCGGUAAGACACUGCUGAUCAGACACAUGUCCAAGAUAUGGACGCAGACGGGGUUCUGCGACCAGUAUACCUAUGUUGACUUUGCGGAUGCUUCUCAGGCUGAGACGAUGCAGCUAUUGGCUGGUUUUGCUUACGAAUUUGCCCCAGAGGUCGCUAACCAAGUCCAACAAGCCUCACAGGAUGCUCUUGCCGAUAUCUCGGUCGACAAAUACUGGGCGAGGAAAGACCCAAAGCCUUGGAGCCGCAGACUCCUGGUUGUUGACGGCUUAGACAUUCUGUGCUCUUCUACAGACGCCGGAGAGCCCUAUCAAAGCAAUAGAGACGACAUUACUCUAGUUGUCAAGACCAUUCUAACAAGUCUGUUAGAGCUCGCUUCCAAUGAUGUUGCUGUCACGAUUGUCGUGAUUGGUCGGCAAGCAGAACUUCAAUGGUGUGAGGCGGUUCUACCAAGCAACAAUCUGCCAGAGAAAUUUGGCCUCUCUGGACUAUGCUUGUCCGAUGCUCUGGAAUACGCCCAAGGAGUGGUGCGGUCAUUUACCCCUCAGUAUGCAAUUCUGAACCGCAAAGAUACCGAUGUUCUCGAGCAAUUGGUCCGAUUGUUACAGUUCAAUCCACUAGCAAUUCGAGUUGUCUUUCAAUACAUAUGUCGCAGUGGCGUGCCGAUACGAGCCGCAUAUGAUAUGGUGCAUUUCGGCAGGAUACCUAUCUGCGAUAUGGAGCUCUCCCUGUCCUCUAGAUUUGUUGACCAUGAUCUGAAAGUGUAUUUACGAGGGGAGCAAGAAGGACUCAGCGCGCGAGUCUUCAGCUUCCUAUCCAUUUACUGGGUCCAUUCCUUGAACCUGAAAGACUCGGCCCCAGACUCUCUGAAGCCAGCCUUCGAAGUUAAAGGUGUGAAUUCGGAAUCGAUACGCCCAGAAAUCCGCGAUUUCUUUGCGAGUACUGGGAGAUUCAUGGAAGUGCUACUGCUUACACAAAAUGUGGGCAUUGAGAGGUCUUUGUCAUUUGGCAUUGACAGGGGCUUCUUCUCGGUGGAUUCGUCUGGCGAUAUGAAUUGGAUCCAUCCACUGUUCACAAUCUUUGCCAGAUCGCAUACCUUCUUGGAAUCAAUCAGACAAUCGUCUUUCCAGUCUACGGGACUUGUACAUUUUCUGGACUGGUGCUACGAUGAUCAAGCUGGAACACAGCUUGAUGAUGCUGCAUUGAAAGAGUGGUUCAAACUUUACGUCUCGGUCUUCGACUACACUUUAAUUCAUGUGGCUUAUGGUAUGUGCCUGGGCGGUAUCAACAGCGCUAGGGCGGAGACUAUCUACAGGCCGCUCAUGUACAACGUCAUGACGGGUGCCCAUCUCUGCUCAUCCUCGAAGGGGAUACUGUUGUCCGACCUGUGGCCAGACGAGACCUUCGGAGCAUUAGCGACGAUCUAUCCCAGUCUCUGCACUGACGGAGAAGCGGCCACAGUGGCCCUGGUAUACGAACGGCUUCUUCGUCUGUUCCUCAAGCAGAAUAACAGCAUGGUAAUACCGCCUCAGCAUCAGCGGUUCAUCUUCUAUCUGAGCAACAGUCUGCACAUCCUGCAUAGAAUGUUCCCAAUCUCCCCGAACCAGGAGUCUACCCUUCUGAAGCUCACUCGUGACAUCAUGCAUGCAACGGAAAAGCGAUACGGCUUGAAUGGAAAGCUUUUCGAUGCUUUCGCUCUUGCGGAAUUCAAUCAUGCUGGGAAGUUGCUUCAGAUGGGCCAUUUCGAGGAAGCGGAUGCAACGUGGAGAGUUGUUGAAGAACAGAGGCGAAACCAAAUCUCGUAUCACAAUAAUAAGGGCAAAAACAACCCUCCGAUGGACAAAAGAGUUGUUCAGUAUUUGAUCGACGACGUCUCCGCCAAAUACUCGGAGAUACAAGGCGCUGCCAUAAAAGUCGCAAGAAUGACGGCUGCAUUUCCAGGAGUAGAACAGGAUGUCGACGCAUUCCCUGCGCUCAAUUCCAUGUGGAAGGCCGUGAGAAAGAUCUUCUCGCACGGGCCCGGAAGCGAGACGGACUGUGCAUCUAAGGUCGCUGCCGAUGAUUUAGCAUUGAUGAUUCGACAGGCACAGUCUACUGGAAUGCAUGAUAUGGAGCUUCAGGGUCGAUUCGUGAAAUACCACGGAGACCUGUCAGCUUUCAUCCAUGCACAAGACGAUCAAACACUUUCACUUCGGGAUCUGGAAGAAGCGAUCAACUUCAGUGAUCCUAAGGCCACAGCUCAGCAACAUGGCACGCUAAUUAGAACUUGCAUCAAGGAAUUAGAUAUUGAUGGCGCUCUCCUGCACCUCGAUUCACUAUUGGCGAUCCACGCGAGCACGUUAGACGAUACCACCGAAGUUCUGGCGUUAGUUGAUAUUCGGAAGCAAGAGCAAGCGCUGGUGGACUCGAAAGACCAAACCACCUAUCUCGCCCAAAGCAUCGAGUCCCAUAUAUUGAUGCAACAGAUGAUAAGUGCAGCCCGGCGUCUGAGCACCUACAACAUCGACGAAGUCCCUGCAGGCUUGAAAGGAUAUCUUGAAUGUCUGAACGAAAUGAGAAAUGGACUGCACGUCAUCUCACGACUUUCAAUGUUCGACGACAAUACCCCUGAAGAAGCCGAGACCAUCAGAUAUGAACGCAUGAAGAUGCUGGCGAAGUUCUGGAAAACACCGACCAAUGCAGAUACGCCCGAUCUUGAAACCGAGCUGACAAAGAUGCAAGAGCACUAUGAAGCCAUGUCGACCGCCCUGAGUGCCGGUAACUACGAUGAAGCAGAUGCCAAACUCGACCAACUAGCAGAAAUCUGCUCCCAGAUAACUUUCCCAUCGAUUGUUCCCGCAGAGAUCGCAAAGCUUCGCGCAAUAAUUCUUCACGAACGUGAGCAAGUGGGAGUGCCAAAGGCCUACGACAAAGCUAUUGACGACGAGGCAUGGGAAGUCGCUCUCGAACGAUUGCAAGAACUCAGAACCCUGCAACGUCUGGGAAAGUUUCCUACUUUGACAGUCGAGUCACUCAACGAAACCCGGCACGAACUGUGGGCACUUGCCUGGUCGAAGCUGGCCACAGCAGCCGGCAAUAGUCUCGACGCGGGUGAGAUUACGGUUGCGAACGAGACUCUUCAAAGACUCCGCAGCCUGCAUGGCUCAGAGCUCUUUGAGGACCAGCCUGCUAGCGACUAUGAACAACAGGCACUGGCACUCGACUAUCUCCGAGCGAUCAUAUCAGUGAGUACCGAGCUCUCUCAGAACAACUUGAGCGAGGCCGGCUCUUUCGCUGAGGAGGCCAUACGAGCAUUUCAUCUCAGCGGGCAGACCGAGAGCUCCUCUUUGGCCUGGCUGUUCAAGGUCAAAUGGUUGGCUGAUUUGGUGCCCUAUAUGGCGAAGAUGAGAGAAAUUGCUACAACGGAAGAUCAUGAGGAGGAUGAGCUUACAUUGGUAAUUGGACAGCUCAUGUUACAUCUUGACGAUGCACCGGAAUUGGUUGAUCGGCCGCUUUUGGAGUCGUUGGGCGGGAUACCCACGGUGUUGUUGGACUACUUCUCCAGCAGAGCGGAUAGGUCCCAGCUGGAUAAUGAGGUUGGUGAGCAGUAG